Messenger RNA from Danio rerio (zebrafish), 1567 nucleotides. RefSeq names its product otopetrin 1 (gene otop1). The record is from RefSeq and is marked provisional. Lineage: Eukaryota; Metazoa; Chordata; Actinopteri; Cypriniformes; Danionidae. Gene Ontology annotation, biological process: proton transmembrane transport. Gene Ontology annotation, cellular component: membrane; plasma membrane; microvillus. Gene Ontology annotation, molecular function: proton channel activity.
GGGUCCUGAAGGUGUAACGCGGCGACGGACGCGCUCGGAGCAUGAGCUCAGUCCACCGGCGGUUUACCGACAGCGAUCGAGCAUGGUGGAGCACGGCGGCACCGACAGCAUGUGGCUGAACAAGUACAACCCCGCGGCGGCCUCCAGCGCCUCCUCGUCGUCCUCCUCGGACGCGGAAAACAAACUUUUCUCCAGGCUGAAGGUGAGUCUGACCAAGAAGUACCCGCAGAAGAACGCGGAGCUGCUGAGCGCGCAGUACGGCACCAACCUGCUGCUGCUCGGGGUGUCGGUGAUGCUGGCGCUGGCGGCGCAGAGCGGCCCGGUGAAGGAGGAGCACCUGCUGAGCUUCAUCACGGUGCUGAUGCUGGUGCAGCUCGUCUGGAUGCUCUGCUACAUGAUCCGGAGGGAGCGCGAGCGCAGCCCGGUGCCGGAGAGAGACGCGCACGCGGGCGCCAGCUGGAUCCGAGGUGGUCUGACCAUGCUGGCUCUGCUGUCCCUCAUCAUGGACGCUUUCCGCAUCGGGUAUUUCGUGGGCUAUCACUCCUGCAUCUCGGCUGCGCUCGGGGUCUACCCCAUCGUGCACGCGCUGCACACCAUCUCUCAGGUAAGGUUUGGAGUGAUUCAUGCAGUCUUCACUAAUCUGCUGCUGUGGUGUAACGGUGUGAUGUCAGAGACUGAACACUUCAUGCACAACCACAGGAGACGGCUGAUCGAGAUGGGAUACGCAAACCUGUCCACCGGUGAUGUGAAGUCUCCGAGCUUCAGCUGGACCAGCCUGACCUACUCGCUGCUGCUGGUGCUGGAGAAGUGCAUCCAGAACCUGUUCAUCGUGGAGUCGCUGUACCGCCGCCACAGCGAGGAGGAGGAGGACGCCGCCGCACCGCAGGUCUUCUCCGUCGCUGUGCCUCCUUAUGACGGCAUCCUCAACCACGGAUACGAGGCGCACGAUAAACACCGCGAGGCCGAACCCGCCGCCGGCAGCCACGCCCUCAGCAGGAAACAGCCCGACGCUCCACUUCCUGCAGGACAGCGGCUGGACGUGACGCCCGGACGCAAGCGGCAGAUCCUCAAGAACAUCUGCAUGUUCCUCUUCAUGUGCAACAUCUCGCUGUGGAUCCUCCCGGCGUUCGGCUGCCGACCGCAGUACGAUAACCCUCUGGAGAACGAGACCUUCGGCACCAGCGUCUGGACCACCGUGCUGAACGUGGCCAUCCCGCUCAACCUGUUCUACCGCAUGCACUCGGUGGCGUCGCUCUUCGAGGUCUUCCGGAAGGUCUGAAGAUCCUCCAAACUGAAGACGCUCUCAGGCCUGAGGACUCUGUUUACACUCGCAUGGAUGAUGUUCUCCAGAUCCUGUUCUCCACUCGCACCCUUGAAGCCCGCCGGACGCUCUAGAUUCUCUUUCAGCAGAAUGAAUAGAACUGAAGUAGAACUGAAGUCAGAGGAGUUUCGCUCCUGAAGAUGCCAAAAUGACUGGAGAGAUUCUCACUGUUUUCUGAAGUAAAGUUCGAGGUAAAGUCAGAGAAAUAAAUGUAUUUUCCUUUUGAAUAAAAUCUUUUUUGUACUC